AUGUGGCACGGCAUAAUUUGUUUUCUGUUUAUAAUGAUUACAUUGACACGAUUCGUAUUCUUAUCACAGUCAUCUCUUCUAAAGCUUAGUGAAGUGAUAACACGUAUCGAGAAAACAAAAGGAACGGAUAUGAACAUGUGCAAUGAAACCGACAAAAUUGACAAUUGGAAGAUAUAUUGCAGCAAUUUAAUAGUUGCAGCGAUGGAUCUGCACCGGAUUGAUGUAGAAUCAAAGACAUUUGUUGACAGACCUUUGAAAGAUGAUCCAGAAGUUGUUUUGCAAGAAUUUAAAAAAGAAUUUGGAGGAAUUCCGCUAAAAGACAUAAAUGUGCGGAAACUCAAAGAUUUUCGAAAACGUUUUUUUGGUGAGCCGGGAACGGAAAUGAACACUUGCUUUAUUCCGGAAUGGAAGGAAUUACCACCGAAAAUCGCUCGGAUAAAAGAUGAAUCAUUGAAACUUUUUGCGCUAUUUUUGAAUCGAAAAUGGAAAGACCUAUGCAGACAAAUAGUUAAAGUCGAAAACCCGAAAUGGAAUUCUUUGAUCGAAGUACCCCAUCCAUUCAUUGUGGCAGGCGGUCGAUACAGGGAAUUCUACUAUUGGGACACAUAUUGGAUCGUGAAAGGUUUAAUUGCGAGUGACCUCUUCAUGAUGGAUAUCUUCUAUUUCAGAUUUGGUUUUAUACCGAACGGCGGACGUGUUUAUUAUUUAAGACGUUCACAUCCGCCGUUUCUCAUUCCAAUGGUAUAUGAAUAUUAUAUAGCUACUGAAGAUGUCAUUUUUGUUAAAGAAAAUUUCGAUCAUCUCGUGAGAGAAUAUGAAUUUUGGGUUCACAAUAGGUCAAUGAAAGUAAAAGAUAAAAACGGUUAUGAACAUGUUGUAUAUCAAUAUCGUGCUAUGUCAAAUAUACCUCGUCCGGAAUCAUUCCGAAAUGAUCUUCAAGCUGUUGCAGAAGUCGAAGAAAGUAAGAGACAAAAAUUCCUUCAGGAUAUUGCGUCAGCGGCGGAAUCUGGUUGGGACUUUUCGUCGCGGUGGUUCGCUGAUCGACGAACAAUAAAAACGAUUGAAACAACUAAUAUCUUACCUGUAGAUCUGAAUGCAUUGCUUUGUUGGAAUGUUAAUAUUCUCAAAUAUUUCGCUGACGUUAUCGGUAAUAAGAAGAAAGCAAAAGAAUUUGAGGAAAGAGGAAAGAAUGCUUCAGAAGCCUUUAAUGCCAUAUUUUACAAUGACGUAGAAAAGGCUUGGUUCGAUUACAACUUACGCACCGAAUCGCAUAACGUCAUGUUUCAUCCCGCCGUGGUGAUUCCUCUAUUCACAGGCUGUUAUUCAAUGUUGGAUUACCAUAAAUCGGUCAAUGUUAUUCAUUUUAUGAAUCGAUCACGCGUGCUUGAUUAUCCGAGCGGUAUACCGACAAGUAUAAAUAAAACUGGAGAACAAUGGGAUUUACCGAACGGUUCACCCCCAAUGCAGCAUAUGAUCAUUGAGGGGAUGCGAAAAUCCGGCAAUCCCGAGGCUCAGCGAAUAGCAUUCGAACUGGCACGAAAAUGGAUAAUGGCUAAUUAUAAGAUGUAUCAGACAACCAAGGAAAUGUGGCAAAAGAUUGAUGUCACUCGGACAAUUCCCGCUCCAGGAAUUGGCGGCGAUCACGCCGCACAGAUUGGUUAUGGUUGGACAAAUGGCGUUAUUCUAGAUCUUCUUGUUACUUAUUAUGACCGAAUGACUAUUAGAGAUGCGGAGGAGAAUAUAUCCCCUGGAUCUACGAGACCCUGUCGUAGUAAAGCAUAUCGCAUCGAUUACAUUACGAUUAAAUUCAUAAUUCUCUGCGCCAUUAUUUUUUAUUUCUUUAAAUUUUAG
Cercopithifilaria johnstoni is the source of this 1851-nucleotide messenger RNA. Lineage: Eukaryota; Metazoa; Nematoda; Chromadorea; Rhabditida; Onchocercidae. The record is from the annotation of a GenBank genome assembly.